Messenger RNA from Pocillopora verrucosa, 1943 nucleotides. RefSeq lists its product as uncharacterized. The record is from RefSeq and is a predicted model, not a curated record. Gene Ontology annotation, molecular function: calcium ion binding. NCBI's taxonomy places the organism in Eukaryota, Metazoa, Cnidaria, Anthozoa, Scleractinia, Pocilloporidae.
UUAUGCCGAAAAGAAUAUCUGGUGUUCUUCCUACAGAAUAUCAAUGCUCUGCUCAUUGGAUUGCAGAUAUCAUUCUGACUUCGCACGGUGAACUCCGCCUAUAUCUGACGCCUAAUAUGGGGCGUUUGCUUCGAAAGCCAUACAGGAACUAUUUUUAUGUACUUCUGAUGGUAAUCUCUGUAACAGAUGCCUCAAACGUCGUCGAUGUGCGUGGAAAAAUUCUCAGCCACAAUAGAGGACUGGCUUAUGCCAAGUUCAAAGCUCACAAAUUUUCCUACCUAAACAUCACUGGCAUUGGUUCAAGUUAUGUUCCCGAUGGCAUUGAGUGUGGACUUGCUUGUGUCAGCAUACCUUCAUGCUUCUCCUUUAACCUGGCUGCAUUUCAUGACAUCAUUGGUAAACUGCUGUGUGAAUUACUUCCAUCAGACAUGUACAACAACUCGGACAAGUUUGCCGCCAGUCACAGUCACCAUCACUUCAGUGUCACAUCUCCUUGCAUCAGUUGGCCUUGUCAAAAUACAGGAACUUGUACCCCGCAGUACGAGGAAAACAGCUACGUGUGUCUUUGUGCGAAAGGAUACAAAGGGAAACACUGUGAAAUCGAGAUUGAUGAAUGCUCUCAGGGCUCGCACACUUGCGAUGUCAAUGCUUAUUGUAACAACACUGUGGGAUCCUACAGAUGCACUUGUAAGCCACACUAUUAUGGAAACGGAGAAAUCUGUAAACCUUUUGCUCUGAAUGCAUCCGCCAUUCUCAGGAAUCUUGACUACAACAAGUACCUGGGAAUAUUGAGGUCUUAUUUGAGUCCAGUUCUCAUGGAUUUAGACCACAGUGUAUUCGUGAGAUGCUGGCAUGCCAAGACAGACGGAUGGGCGGCAGCGACAUUUCACAACAACUGCGAUGGAAAGGGACCCACAGUGACAAUCAUCCAGGUUAACUCUCACAUAUUUGGUGGAUAUACUAAUGUACCGUGGAGUGGGAACCCGUGCCGUUACGUUCCAGGCAAUAAGUCCUUUAUCUACUCGCUUCACAAUAUCAAUGGAUAUUCACCGGUGAAACUCACUCAAAGUGGUUAUUCCAAUGUUAUCAUGUGGGACUGUUCCAAUUCUGGACCCUCGUUUGGAGGAGGAGAUAUCAGAUUAGCCAGCGACGCCGUCAACAACAAUGAGUCAUACACCCAUUGUGGACACACGUACACCGCUCCCCCUGGAUACACGCAUGCCGACUGCCCAUUUUUUGCCGGUAGUUUUCGGUUCUCUCCUACCAACAUCGAAGUAUUCUAUGAAAAGCUACCUUAAAAAUUUUGUCACUGCAAUUGCCUUCAGGAUAUGCAUCAGCAGACAACUAAGAAAACUGAUGCACUCAUCUUCCUUUGCACUCAUGCACAGUUUUUUUUUUUAUAACUGCAAUACACUUUUAGAUUAUUUUGUAAGUUGUCAAGUUAUAAAUAGGGACCUUUAGCAAACCACGAUGGCGACGGCAACGAGAACGUGGCAAAACAAAAGAUCUAAUGAGCAGAACAGUAGCUCAGGACGUGCGUUCUAAAACUAUGUACAUUUCCUAGCAGACCACUGCAAAAUAAAAACGUGAAAUCAUCAAACUUUGCGUGGUCCGAGAAAGGAAACCCCGACGGCAGAUUAUUUAAGUUUCUAUUUGGAACUCAACGCCGCUCUCAUACGUUAUGCUGAGGUUCACUUGCGGCGCCAUAAGAGAAGGUAAGCACAUCCAGUCAUUUGCGAAAUUCCAACUGAAAAUAUGAAUUCAUUUUUAUAUCGAUGUCUUUCUUGGCGUUGCUGUCCUAACUGCUAAAGGUCCCUAAUCAUAACUGGACGACAGUGUGAAUCUGCAUUUCUACGGAAUACAGUAUGAAUACAUCACAUGUUGUAACUGAAGUUUUCUGAACUCGUGUUUACUCACUUUAAUUAAUAUGCUUUUUGUGUUAA